AUGGAAUUUAACUUGUCGACUUACUUCAAUAGUUUUGAUGUGGAAAAGGAUUAUUCCAUAGACAUAUCGGAUAUUGAUUCCAAAUUAGAAUCAGUUACAAAUUCACUAGCCAACAAUCCAGAAUCAAUAAACUUUAACUCAGAGCUCCUAGAAGACUUGAUAGAGCUUACACAUGGGUACAAGACACUUGAUUUGAAACAUCAGAAGCAAUUAGCGUAUUUAAUAACAUCGUCUCUAAGUACGAUGAGCCAUCAAUGUUCGAACAGUAUUGAAAGUGGGGACUUUGUUGAUUCGAUUGAUACUUUUAAGGCAUGCUUAGAGAAAUAUGGCUACUUGUUAUUCGUGCUAUUGAUAUAUUUGGGUAAAGAGGACCAUGGGCAAGCACAUUUGAGUGGUUCAAAAUCGAAGAGUUCGUCCAGCUCCCAGGCAAUGGGCAAAUGGAAAGCAAAUUGCACGCAAGUCGAAGAUGCAGUAGAUGUCAUAACCAGUAUCGUCAAAAUUGACUUAUCAAAGAUAUUUGUAACCACUCCAGAGAAAGACUUGUUUAUUGAGUUAUUUACGAGGCCAAUGUUUCACUUGAUGGAAGUGCCGGAGAGAAUGAAGGUGAAUUCAAUCAGAAUGCUCAUGUUUAAGAGUAUUGCAAAUUUAGUGAAAUUUCAUGGUCAUGCAAGUGUCAUACAAAAUUCUGUUUUACAAUCUCUUAUGUACUACACUCAUUUACCAGGUUACAUGGCAGAGUUACUACAUAUUUUGGAUGAACAAUACGACUAUAAUGUAUUAACGGAAGAAGUUCUCCGUGAAAUUUCUCUGAUUGAGUUCAACUCUAACGAUAGUAAUGGACCGAAGUCGAUAUCUGAAUUCUUAAUUAAAUUGUCCGAGUUAAGUCCAAGGCUAAUUUUGAAACAAAUGUCAUGUAUUGCCCAAUUAUUGGAUAAUAGUAACCAAACAUUGAGAUGUUCUGUUGUCGAAACAUGCGGUAACAUUGUAGUAGAUAUCAUAAAGAACCAAGAGGUUAUGGGUGAAUCUUCAGAGAGAAAUGAUAGUCACAACAGUAAUCAACAAAUAGAUGGGCUCUUAGAUUUGCUUCAAGAAAGGUUUUUAGAUCAGAAUCCAUAUGUCAGAACCAAGGCUAUACAGGCAUUGACGAAGAUAUGUAACUUGUCAGUUAAAUUCACUGCAAGAAGGCAACAAAUUGUUGCUCUAUCUGUUAGAUCACUUGAUGAUAAGAGUACUUUGGUCAGAAGAAACUCUAUUAAAUUAAUGUCGAAGCUUGUAUUAACCCAUCCUUUUUCUGCCGUUCAUGGCACACAACUUUCUUAUGAGUUUUGGAAAUCUAAAUUGGACGAAGCUGAAGCUGAAUUAGAAAAGUAUAUUCCUGUUGCACCAGAAAAGAACAAAAGACUAAAUAAAAUAUCGGAGGAUGAAGAAAAUGACGAGAACGGUGAUGAUAUGGAAAUAGAUGACGGAAAUGAAGAUAACGAUAAAGAAGAUAAUGCAAGUAAUGCAGAUAAAAAUGAAGAAGCUAACGAGAGUGAAUCAAGUAUCGAUCACGAUGAGCUAAAUGCUUCCAUGAUAGAACAGGAACAAAAUUUACCAGAUACAAAUGUUCUAGUUAAAGUAAAGCUUACCGUUCAAUAUUAUCAAGAUGCAGUUGAAUUUAUUGAAAUUUUACAAAGUGGUACCAAUAUUGUUUCAAGAUUACUUUUUUCAAAGAAUAGAAACGAAGUUUUGGAAUCGAUGGAUUUCCUAGUUCUCGCAGAUGCGUAUGAUAUCCAAAAUGCAGGGUUAGGUAUUCGUCGAAUGCUUCAUUUGGUGUGGAUGAAAGGUUCAUCAGAUGAAGGUAAGUCAAUUUCAUCUCAUUUAGUUGACUGUUACAGAGAUUUGUUCUUAGUUGCUCCUUCUGAAUAUUCUCUUCCCCAACAGGCAGCUCAUAUUGCUAAGAAUUUGAUUGAAUUGACUUUUGCGGCGUCAGUAGCCGAUUUGGCGUCAUUGGAAAAGUUACUUUGUUUUAUGUACGAAGAAAAGUUAAUAAAUCAGGAAGUAAUCAACGUUCUUUGGCAGAUAUAUAGCUUUGCUGAUCAAAAUUCACAACAAAGUGGUAAUCCUAAAUUUACAAAAAAACAAUGCCGCGGAUCCAUCAUUAUCUUAGGCAUGUUAGCAUUGGCCGAUCAUGAGAUCGUUCUCAGAGGCCUAGAUGCUCUAUUAAACGUUGGUUUGGGUGAUAGAGGAAGAAGUGAUUUGGUUUUAUCAAGAUAUUCAUGUAUUGCAUUGCAAAGAAUAGUUCCACAUGUAUCGAAAAACAAGGGAAUCGUUUCUUUCAAAAUUGCAAGAGAAGAUGAAGCCAUCGAAAAGUUAAAAGAAGUACUUCUAUCAUAUAGUGAUGAUCCAGAAUGGUAUAGUGUGGCCGAACAAGCAAUCGGUGCUGUCUACCAGGCAUCAAGCAAACCAGAUGAGGUUUGUUCGAGCUUAAUUAAAGAGAAAUGCAUUAUGGUCUUUGGUGAAAAAACAGCAAAUGAAUCAAAGGUUAUCGCAUUAUCUCAGCUUCUCUUCAUAGUGGGACAUGUCGCGAUAAAAACUAUUGUACAUUUAGAGAAGCUAGAGACUCAAUUUAAAAAGAAAAAGCAUGAGGCUGAAAGUUCAAAGAAUAAAGAAUCAGAUAAUAAUGAUAAUGAAAGUAAUGAUAAUGAAUUGGAAAUGAUCGGUGGUACUUCAGAAGAUGAUUUCACUGAUGCUGUGGUUUAUAUCAAAGAAAGAGAACUUUUAUAUGGUGAAGGAGCAUUACUUGCCAAAUUUGGACCAUUAGUUCGAGAAAUUUGUUCGAAUAAUAAAAGGUAUGAUAACGAGUCGUUACAGAGAUCAGCAGUUCUAUGCAUGGCCAAGCUUAUGUGUAUAUCUUCCAAAUAUUGUGAGGAUAACUUGCCAUUAUUAAUUACAAUCAUGGAAAAAUCACCAGAUCCAAUUAUCAGAUGUAACUGCGUCUUAGGCCUAGGUGAUAUGGCAGUAUGCUUCAAUAACUUAGUCGAUGAAAAUACCGAUUUCUUAUACCGCCGUCUUACUGAUAGUAAUAUAAUGGUACAGAGAACGUGUCUUAUGACUGUAACCUUCUUAAUUCUAGCAGGACAAGUUAAAGUUAAAGGACAAUUAUCCUCUAUGGCUAAAUGUCUAGAAAAUCCUGAUCAGGGUAUCAGCGACAUGUGCCGUCUUUUCUUUACUGAAUUGGCAACUAAAGAUAAUGCCAUCUACAAUGGUUUCAUCGAUAUUUUUAGUGGUUUAUCAAACGACGAUAGUCUUUCUAAAGAUGCAAUGAAGCGUAUUGUUAAGUUCUUGGUUGGCUUCAUAGAAAAAGAAAAACACCAGAAACAAUUGGCUGAUAAAUUAUUAGUUAGAUUAUUGAAAUGCCAGAAUGAAGCUCAAUGGAAUGAUAUUGCAUUCGUAUUGAAUUCAAUACCUUAUAAAAAUGAAAAUAUUAAUCACGCCCUCGAAGGUGGUUACACUUUGGUUCUGGCAAGACAAUAG
Messenger RNA from Debaryomyces hansenii CBS767, 3516 nucleotides. It is a transcript of the gene YCS4, whose product is annotated as condensin subunit. The transcript has a single exon. Gene Ontology annotation, biological process: meiotic chromosome condensation; mitotic chromosome condensation; mitotic cell cycle. Gene Ontology annotation, molecular function: histone binding. NCBI's taxonomy places the organism in Eukaryota, Fungi, Ascomycota, Pichiomycetes, Serinales, Debaryomycetaceae. Gene Ontology annotation, cellular component: nucleus; condensed chromosome, centromeric region. Bases 1 to 3516 code for a protein of 1171 amino acids. The record is from RefSeq and is a predicted model, not a curated record.